This is a messenger RNA of Australozyma saopauloensis, 999 nucleotides long. RefSeq lists its product as uncharacterized. The record is from RefSeq and is a predicted model, not a curated record. Bases 1 to 999 code for a protein of 332 amino acids. The transcript has a single exon. NCBI's taxonomy places the organism in Eukaryota, Fungi, Ascomycota, Pichiomycetes, Serinales, Metschnikowiaceae.
AUGGUGCUUGAUACCCAAACCCUUCCCUACCUCAACCCCGAAAAGGACCGCCGGACGGUUCUUAUCACGGCUGGCACGUCAGGUGUAGGAUUCUUUACUGUGCUUCAACUACAUCUACAUGGGUACGUUGUAUACUUGGCAGGCCGGUCCAAAAACAGAGCCACCAAGGCCAUUGAACGUCUUCGAUGCGAGCUGGCUGCAAUCGUGGAAGGCUAUAGUCUGGAGCAGAGGGCCAAACGAUGCUUGGGAGAGUUGCACUACCUAGAGAUGGACUUGGCGCGGCUCUCGUCCGUGUUGGAGACCGUGGCUGCUUAUCAACAACUUGAGGAAAAUUUGAACAUUCUAAUAAACAACGCAGGUGUCCUGGUGCUGCCUUUCACUGUGACAGAGGAUGGGUUCGAGUUGCAGCUACAGACAAGCUACAUAGCCCCUUUCCUCUUGACUAUUAAACUACUUCCGAUGUUGGAAAGGACGUCAUACUAUCAUCCUGAAGCUGGUCCUGCGAGAGUGAUUUACGUCAGUUCCGUGAUCCACAGGAUGGUGGUAUCUCAGUUCAACUUGAGCACGAGUCUAAACUACUAUCCAAACUUUAUUUUUACUUGGUAUAGAUUUGCAGUUGCCAAGACCGCAGGAAUCCACUUCAUGAAAAUGUUGGCUUUGCGCAAUCCUCGUAUUUUGUGUGUCUCGGUGCUGCCAGGGAACGUCAUGAACACUGACCACUUCUCAUACCUCACUCGUCUCCCAAUAAUCGGAUUUAUCUUCUGGUGUAUUUUCCAGAUCUGCUCCUAUUGUUUUGGAAUCACUUCGCAGGAAGGAGCCAACCCUGUUGCGAACUGCUGUAUGAGUACCUCUAUUACUACCACCAAGGACAACGGCUCCCACUUCCUAUCUUCCAAUGUCAAAAAUCCCUCAAUUAUUGCCAACAACAUGGACUAUGCUGCACAGACAUGGAUCUGGACUAUUCAUCAACUUGGGAAACGUAAAAUUGAUAUAUCAUGA